AAAGAUGCUGAUUGACAAGGGCGCCGAUAUAAAUGCAAAGGGUUACCUUGAUAGGACACCGUCAAUGUAUGCCACUUUUUUGCUAGGAAUGUCAUCCGCUAAACGCUCUGAAAGAAUGGGCAUUGUCAAGAUGCUGAUUCUACACGGUGCUGAUACAAAUGCAAAGGAUAAGUUUGGCCGGACACUACUGUCGAUUGCCAUCGCUGAAGGGCUUGGGGAUAUUGUCAAUCUGCUUCUCGCUAAAGACGCCAUUACUGAAACAAAACGUCAGGCAUCAAUGGCAAGGCUGGCUUAAAAAGCGCAGCAGGGCAUUC
Messenger RNA from Aspergillus pseudonomiae, 314 nucleotides. RefSeq lists its product as uncharacterized. The transcript has a single exon. The record is from RefSeq and is a predicted model, not a curated record. The coding region runs from base 5 to 295 and encodes 96 amino acids. Gene Ontology annotation, molecular function: protein binding. Lineage: Eukaryota; Fungi; Ascomycota; Eurotiomycetes; Eurotiales; Aspergillaceae. Gene Ontology annotation, cellular component: cytoplasm; nucleus.